AUGGCGGACCGCGAACCGGAAUCGGAGUUCAAGGUCAGUGAGAGUGUCGGCGAUGGAGUCGUUAUGGAGGAGGUGAUAUUCGAAGAGAGGCUGAGAGUCGAAGAGGUUUAUCAGAGCCAGAGGAGGGUUGAAUUCGCCGCAGAAGUGAAGGAGGUUGAUCGAUUCGAAAGUAAACCGGUUCGUCCGGUCGAGGAAGUCGUCGAAUCGGUUCAGCACAGUCAGGGAGGAGAAGAGUCAGCGGCCGUUGAAAUUGCAAAGAAAUCCGACGACGGCGAGAAGGUGUCGGUUGAGAAACCGAAUGACUCUGAUCGUCAACGUGGCCGAGAUGAGGAUCAGGAAAUUUCGGAGAAUAUACUACGGGAAGAAAUUGAUACGCAAUCAGCACCAAACGACGUCGUUACAGCACAUUGCAGUGAAGCAGAGGGAAAGAUCGAAGCGGUUGAGGUGAAAUCGGAAAAUUACAGCGAUGAAGAUGACUGGGAAGGGAUUGAGAAGAGUGAGCUGGAUGAAGGUUAUGCUGCGGCGGUGAAAUCUUAG
Rosa chinensis is the source of this 537-nucleotide messenger RNA. RefSeq names its product acyl-CoA-binding domain-containing protein 3. The record is from RefSeq and is a predicted model, not a curated record. The coding region runs from base 1 to 537 and encodes 178 amino acids. The transcript has a single exon. Lineage: Eukaryota; Viridiplantae; Streptophyta; Magnoliopsida; Rosales; Rosaceae.